This is a messenger RNA of Brassica rapa (field mustard), 447 nucleotides long. RefSeq names its product cx9C motif-containing protein 4. NCBI's taxonomy places the organism in Eukaryota, Viridiplantae, Streptophyta, Magnoliopsida, Brassicales, Brassicaceae. The record is from RefSeq and is a predicted model, not a curated record.
GGUUUUUUAUUUUUCUUUUCUCCAAGCUGCCGAUGACUAGUUCCUGAGGCGGCAGAUAAGACAAGUCGGUGAUCGGAGAAGUCUGAAAUCAUCCAAAAGAUGCCGCAACCAAGCAAAGAGCCGUGCAAGAAAGAGGCUUGCGACAUUCAAGCCUGUCUCUCCAAGAACAAUUUUCUUCCUCAAAGGUGCCAGACAGUGAUAGAGAAAUUACAGGCUUGUUGUGAGAAAUGCAACAACGAGUCAACGCAUUGUGGAUCUGUAUCUGCCCUCUUGAAGCAAAUCAAGAAAUAAUGUAAUACAAGGACGAGAGGGAUGGCAUCAUCAAGAAGAGACUUGAAUACACACAUUUAUUUACUCAUUUCUGUCUCCUCUAAUACGAUAUGAAUAUGUUUUUGUAAAAAUUUGUCGUCACCUUCCAAAUAAAUAAAAAAACAUUUUUUAAAAAAA